AUGGCUGUCUCCCCUGCUGCAGCAGCACGAGCAGCAGCAGCAGCAGCAGCAACAGCAGCAGCUGAAGCAAUGACGGCCUCAGGUGUAAUAGGAGAGGGGCCGGUACAGGGUGAAAUGCAGCAGCUGCAGCAGCAGCAACAGCAGCAACAGCAGCAACAGCAGCAGCAGCAGCAGCAACCAGGUGAGCUGUCUGCUGUUGCAGCAGCAGCUGCUUCUGCUGCAGCUGCUGUCUUUGAUAGCCAAGUAAAAAACUGCGCGAUGCAGAUGCUGCUGCUGCUGAAAGAAGACCCGCAGCAGCAGCAGCAACAGCAGCAGCUACAGCAGCAACAGCAGCAGCUACAGCAGCAGAUACAGCAGCAGCAGCAGCAGCAGCAGCAGGAGCUACGCUAUAGGACGCAGCAACAAAUGCAUGCAGAGAUAGAGAGGGCGCCUCGUCGGGGCCGGCGGGGGCGACACAGCAGCAGCAGCAACAGCAGCAGCAGCAGAAAGGGGAGAAGCAGCAGGAGGAGUCCGAGCAGCAGCAGCAGCAGCAGCAGCAGUAGCAGCAGCAGCACGAGCAGCAGCAGCAGCAGGAGGGGCAGCAGGGAGAGGUGCAGCCGGUGCAUGCAUCUGCACUGCAGCAGCAGCAGCUGCUGCAGCCGCAAUAGCGGCACCUGCAGCACACGGCUUAGAGAUCCGGGAGAUCUAAUUGGCAGCAGCUGCAGCAGCAGCAGCAACUGCAGCAGCAGCAGCAACUGCAGCAGGAGCGACAACUGCAGCAGCAGCAUCAGCUGGAGUAGCAGCAGCGAUCGUAGCAGCAGCAGCAACUGCAGCAGCAGCAGCACCUGCUGCCGCAGCAGCAGCUGCUGCAGCAUUUCAGCUGCGCGGGCGGCAGUGCAGAGACAAUGGCGCCACCAGAAGAAACAGCAGCAAAGACGUAGCAGCAGCAGCAGCAGCAGCAGCAGCAGCAGCAGCAGCAACUGCAGCAGCAAGAACACUGAAACGAAACUAGAAGCAAGACAAGAGCAGCAUACAUGGACAGCAGCAGCAGCGCGAAAGCUGCUGCAGCAACUCAAACCAGCAGCAGACCCAAUCAAGCAAUGGCUGUCUCCCCUGCUGCAGCAGCACGAGCAGCAGCAGCAGCAGCAGCAACAGCAGCAGCUGAAGCAAUGA
This is a messenger RNA of Eimeria mitis, 1152 nucleotides long. RefSeq lists its product as uncharacterized. The record is from RefSeq and is a predicted model, not a curated record. The transcript is spliced from 2 exons. NCBI's taxonomy places the organism in Eukaryota, Apicomplexa, Conoidasida, Eucoccidiorida, Eimeriidae. The coding region runs from base 1 to 1152 and encodes 383 amino acids.